Messenger RNA from Habropoda laboriosa, 3693 nucleotides. It is a transcript of the gene SERCA, whose product is annotated as calcium-transporting ATPase sarcoplasmic/endoplasmic reticulum type. The transcript has 13 exons. Gene Ontology annotation, molecular function: P-type calcium transporter activity; ATP binding; ATP hydrolysis activity. The record is from RefSeq and is a predicted model, not a curated record. Lineage: Eukaryota; Metazoa; Arthropoda; Insecta; Hymenoptera; Apidae. The coding region runs from base 1 to 3012 and encodes 1003 amino acids. Gene Ontology annotation, cellular component: membrane. Gene Ontology annotation, biological process: intracellular calcium ion homeostasis; calcium ion transmembrane transport.
AUGGAUGACGGCCAUUGCAAAACAGUGGAAGAGGUGUUAGGUUUUUUUGGGGUUGAUGCUGACAAAGGAUUAUCUCUUGAUCAGGUCAAGAGGAACCAGGAGAAAUAUGGUCUCAAUGAAUUGCCUGCCGAGGAGGGAAAAUCCAUAUGGCAACUCGUCCUGGAGCAAUUCGACGACCUUCUAGUUAAGAUUCUUCUAUUAGCUGCUAUUAUUUCUUUUGUAUUAGCUUUAUUUGAAGAGCACGAGGAUGCAUUCACGGCCUUCGUCGAGCCCUUCGUCAUUUUGCUCAUCCUCAUCGCCAACGCCGUGGUCGGUGUCUGGCAGGAACGUAACGCCGAGUCUGCGAUCGAAGCGUUGAAGGAGUACGAACCUGAAAUGGGUAAGGUCCUUCGAAUGGACAAGUCCGGUGUCCAGAGGAUUCGCGCCAAGGAGAUCGUGCCCGGUGACAUUGUUGAGGUGUCUGUCGGUGACAAGAUCCCGGCCGAUAUCCGUCUCACAAAGAUCUUCUCGACCACCCUCAGGAUCGACCAGUCUAUCCUGACCGGUGAAUCUGUCUCGGUGAUCAAGCACACUGAUCCUGUGCCUGACCCGCGUGCCGUCAACCAGGACAAGAAGAACAUCCUCUUCUCUGGUACCAAUGUAGCCGCUGGCAAGGCUCGCGGUGUGGUCAUUGGAACUGGCUUGAACACCGCUAUUGGUAAGAUCCGUACUGAGAUGUCUGAGACCGAAGAAAUCAAGACGCCCCUGCAACAGAAAUUGGACGAGUUCGGCGAACAAUUGUCGAAAGUUAUCUCCGUGAUUUGCGUCGCUGUUUGGGCUAUCAACAUUGGACACUUCAACGACCCUGCCCAUGGUGGAUCUUGGAUCAAGGGAGCCAUCUACUACUUCAAGAUCGCCGUCGCUCUCGCCGUAGCUGCCAUUCCUGAAGGUUUGCCGGCUGUCAUCACCACUUGCUUAGCUUUGGGUACACGUCGUAUGGCCAAGAAGAACGCUAUUGUAAGAUCACUGCCGUCUGUCGAGACCCUCGGUUGUACCUCUGUCAUCUGUUCGGACAAGACUGGUACCUUGACCACCAACCAGAUGUCCGUUAGCCGAAUGUUCAUCUUCGAGAAGGUCGAGGGUAACGACAGCAGCUUCCACGAGUUCGAAAUCAGCGGUUCGACCUACGAGCCAACCGGUGACAUCUUCGUAAGAGGCAAGAAGAUCCGUGGCCAGGACUACGAAACCCUCCACGAAAUCUCCACUAUCUGUAUCAUGUGCAACGACUCCGCCAUCGAUUUCAACGAAUUCAAACAAGCAUUCGAGAAGGUCGGCGAGGCAACCGAGACCGCCCUGAUCGUUCUCGCGGAAAAGAUCAAUCCCUACGGUGCCUCAAAAGGUGGACUGGACAGGCGUAACGCAGCCAUCGUUGUCAGACAGGACAUGGAGACGAAAUGGAAGAAGGAAUUCACUCUGGAGUUCUCUCGCGAUCGUAAAUCCAUGUCCUCUUACUGUACACCUUUGAAACCGACAAAAUUGGGCACUGGACCGAAACUGUUCGUUAAGGGCGCACCUGAGGGUGUCUUGGACAGGUGCACGCACGCUCGUGUCGGCUCUAACAAGGUUCCUCUCACCUCUACCUUGAAGAACCGUAUCCUGGACCUCACUCGCCAAUACGGUACUGGCCGAGACACUCUGCGUUGCCUUGCUCUUGCCACUGCUGAUCACCCAAUGAAGCCUGACGACAUGGACCUUGGUGACUCUUCUAAAUUCUACACGUACGAGAAGGAUCUGACCUUCAUUGGUGUCGUUGGUAUGCUUGACCCACCUCGCAAGGAAGUCUUCGACUCCAUCGUCAGGUGUCGUGCUGCUGGUAUCCGUGUAAUUGUCAUCACCGGCGACAACAAAGCCACUGCUGAAGCCAUCUGCAGACGUAUCGGUGUGUUCGAGGAAGAUGAGGAUACCACUGGCAAAUCGUACUCUGGACGUGAGUUCGACGACCUUCCACCGUCGGAACAGAAAGCUGCCUGCGCCAGGGCUCGUCUAUUCUCUCGUGUAGAACCUGCUCACAAAUCCAAGAUCGUUGAGUUCUUGCAAAGUAUGAACGAGAUCUCAGCUAUGACUGGUGACGGUGUGAACGAUGCUCCAGCUUUGAAGAAAGCUGAGAUUGGUAUUGCUAUGGGAUCUGGAACCGCUGUCGCGAAAUCCGCUUCUGAGAUGGUAUUGGCUGACGACAACUUCUCUUCCAUUGUCGCUGCCGUUGAGGAAGGUCGUGCCAUUUAUAACAACAUGAAACAGUUCAUUCGUUACCUGAUUUCUUCCAACAUUGGUGAAGUCGUAAGUAUAUUCUUGACUGCCGCUCUUGGUCUUCCCGAAGCUCUGAUCCCUGUACAACUUCUGUGGGUCAACUUGGUCACUGACGGUCUUCCAGCCACUGCUCUCGGUUUCAAUCCUCCUGAUUUGGACAUCAUGAGCAAGCCUCCCCGUAAAGCCGACGAAUCUCUCAUUUCUGGCUGGUUGUUCUUCCGCUACCUGGCUAUUGGCGGAUAUGUAGGUGCUGCGACUGUUGGAUCGGCUGCAUGGUGGUUCUUGUACAGUCCUCAUGGCCCACAGAUCAACUACUAUCAACUGACUCAUCACUUGGCGUGCUUGGGUGGUGGCGACGAAUUCAAGGGCAUUAACUGCAAGAUCUUCACGGAUCCUCAUCCCAUGACGAUGGCUCUGUCUGUACUCGUAACCAUUGAAAUGUUGAACGCCAUGAACAGUUUAUCUGAGAAUCAGUCUCUCAUCAGUAUGCCGCCCUGGUCUAACAUGUGGCUCAUUGCCUCUAUGGCUCUUUCUUUCACACUCCACUUUGUCAUCCUUUACGUCGAAGUCCUUUCGUCUGUAUUCCAAGUUACCCCCUUAACGGGUGAGGAGUGGUUUACCGUUAUGAAGUUCUCCAUUCCAGUGGUACUUCUCGACGAAACCCUGAAGUUCGUUGCCAGAAAGUUCACAGAUGUAAACGAAGCGGUCGUCGACAAGUGGGCUUAAGGCUUGCCUCGAGCACUUGCGCAAAACUAGAGAGAGAGAUCCUCUUCUUUGUCGGGCACAAACGAGAACGAGCCACGAGAAACAGAGAUCCAACAGCAGAGAACAAAGGAAAAAACAAAAAAAUUACAAGAAAUAAUUCAGAUAACAGUGUAACGAUGAUAAUAAUAAUUAUAAUAAUAAUAACGUAACGAGAAUAGUAGGAGAAACCAGGAGCGAAACGACGGAAGAGACUGUCGCGGGAACGCAGAUUUCCGCGCGAGUAGAAUAACGUGUGAGAAAACGAAAGAACGAUGAUUUUCUUCUUCUUUUUUUUUUUUCCAAGUAGAGAGAUUCGAGAAUUUCGACGUUCGCGAUUUCGUAGAAAUGGACGUCGUGAAUGAUGGAUAAGAGGGGUGACGACGACGAUAGAUCGCCCCUCCUCCCUCCCUUGAAUCGUGUUCCACGUCCCCUUGAUUUCCUAGCUGGCUAAUUCACGCACCACGCACUGCCGCUGCUCUUCCGUUUCGUCGUCUGCGUGGACCGGAAACGAGCCACUUUUGGUGAAAGAGGAAACACAGCGAUGGAAGUGAACGAUCUUGGGUGGAGAUUUCGAAAGUAAAAAGAAAUUGAAGGAGAAUAACGACGUACCGGAUGAUGUACGAACGACGGAAAGGAAAGAAGGAAAAUGGAUGAAAUGAAUAU